Spodoptera litura is the source of this 1599-nucleotide messenger RNA. RefSeq lists its product as uncharacterized. Lineage: Eukaryota; Metazoa; Arthropoda; Insecta; Lepidoptera; Noctuidae. The record is from RefSeq and is a predicted model, not a curated record.
UAUUAAAUUAAUAAUAGUUGGACGAAAUUUAUCUUUUUAAAUUUUUAUUUAAGAAAAUAAUAAUGUUGUGUGAAAAUAGUUGAUUACGGGAUGUGAUAUUGAAGAAAGGAAAUGUAUCGCAGGAUAAUUUUCGUAUUUGCGAUCUCAAUCGUCAUUACUUUACAGACGACAGAUUUUCAAGAUAACCUAAUAAAUGGCUACCGAGCACUGAUUGCGGACAUUCAGGUCCGAACACAGAAAUCCCGAGAGGAUAUGGACACGCUCGUGUCCCAAAUAAAACUGCUAAUGAAGAAUGAAGCAGACAAAGCCAUUAACUACAUGACUGUGUACCUCGAACAAAUAUCUUUGUACUUCCAGGUGAUAAUACACGACCGUAAGCCUCGGAACGGAACGUAUUGCAAAGAGAGCAUAGUUAAGCUGCUCGGAGAAAAUUUGCAGUUGGCGGACGAAAAUGUCACAUUAUGCUUGGCGCUCGGUUACCAAAGAGUACAGAGAUUACCAGAAAAACUACAAGUUCACUUCGAAACAUUGGAGAAUUUGAAGAAGUAUUCCGCCUCGAAGUUAUUUGAAUGCCAAAAACAACAGCAAGUUGGUGGAAACUGCUCCCAUGAGAGUCAAGAUCUUGAGAGAACUGUUUUCCUUUACGAAACAUCACCAUUCCCGGUAGUGAUGGCAGAAAUAGCAAUCCACGGUUUCAAAGAAGUGUCGGACCUUAGUGUGUGUCUCAAAGAUAUCAUUUCCCGAAUGAUGACACACUCCGUCAAGGUUAUCGGUGACUUCAAUAGAUGCAUCCACAACAUUGAAAUGCCAAAAUUAAAGUAUUUACUCAAGUUUAUGAAGAAGUAUGCUUAAUAAGUUGUUUUGUAUACUUGGUUCCAAUAGGGUUGCCCGUUUUUAUGUUGUUUAAUGAUUUGCGGCCAAAAUUAAUCGAUCUCAAGCUAAAAUUAUGCAAAAUCAUUGAUUCGACAUUAGUUUUAUUGAAUUACUGUCAAAAAUCUACAUAAAUUGGUCCAUUUUUGUUUUGAAUAAAGUUCGGUUAUUAAUUUUGGCUGUUAUUGUUAUCGAAGAUUUUUUAUUAUAAUGCAUACUUUUAGUUAUAGAGUUGCCAAGGGUUACUUUUUAAGUUACAAAAUGUUUAUAAAUAUUGAACGUUGUAGUUACUUUACCAUUAAGGCUGUAACAGACCUAGCUAGAAUAUAUAUUAAUAUAUAGAGCUAUAUAUUAUAGUAUAGGUAGCUACCAUAGACAGGAGCUAGCUGCAUACAUUUUGGUGACGUCACAGAAAUAUACUAUAACUGUGUGUGUGGUGACUAAAAAAUUGUAUUGAAAAUAUACGAUAAUAUGCCUUGGUAUACCUUGCUAUAAUGUAUAUUACAGCUAAGUCUGUGACGGCCUCAUUAGUGAAUAUUCUACUAUGUUUUAUAGGGUUUUUAAUAGAAACGUACAUUAAUGGAGAUUAAAUCAAGUUAUUCUUGGUAUUAAAUUGAAGUGAAUAAAAUGGCAACCCUUAGUAUGAUUGGUGAUUUGUAUGGGUUAAUCAAAAUGUAAAUAACGUGUGUUCUAUUAACAUUCAAAUAUUAAAUUGUAGUGAAUUUAUUU